AUGGAAGGAGCCUCAAGUACAAGAUUUGUCAGAAGUGAUCUUAAUGAUUUGGCAUCAUCUGAUGAAAAUGACAGCAUUUUACACAACGAUGAUGGUCUUCGCAAAACUUGGGAAAAGUCAUUGAUUGACCCGGCUAUAUUCAAAGCGUAUCAAAAUCUUCGAAACAUUGUGGUUGAACGCGGUCUCGAAAAGGAAUUAAUUGUUCCACGAAUUGUGUUUGUUGGUGACACAUCAGCAGGAAAAUCCAUGUUGGUGCAGAUGUUUCUUCAAUUUCCAUCAGUUUUUUCUCAAGCUAACGUUGGUACUCGAUGUCCUGUCCAAUACGUAUUACGAUAUGAUCCAACUUUAGCUGAUGACGAUGUUCACAUUAUUCGACCAAGAGGCUGGCGGCCCCAAGAUCUUGGUAGAAACCUACAGCAAGAAAUGAUCCGCAUUGAAAAUGAUCACAAAAGCGAAGGUGGCUUCCGCAUUCUGCCAUUUGUUGUGGAAAUUGCUAGCAAGCAUUAUACCGACAUCGAGAUACUUGAUCUGCCUGGUUUAAUUAGUGGUGAUCGAGAUAAAAACAAACGAGCAGCUGUUGAACGUAUCACGGAAUAUUACGUUCGUGAUCCAAGUUUCAUGAUUGUUCAAUUGAAAGAAGCUCAACAACUGGUUGAUAAUACGUAUGGAAUGCUACGAAUUGAUGAAUUAUGUACUGCUGAGCCUGCUCUUUGGGGUUCAAAGCUUCCUGCUCGAAAGAAUUACGCACAACACAUGAUUACAAUCCAAACCAAAUUUGAUGCAUUCAUGCUCAAUCAUGACAAUGGAUCAGCAACAAACGAAGAUAUUCGCACGCGAAUCCAUGCUUUCCCCAAUAGUUAUUUCACGAACAUGGUUUUUGAUUUGUACAAUUUUGCUGAUCAUUCAUAUGAUGAAAAUGUUCGGUACAUUGCGGAAGUACCUGAAAGAGAAAAGGAAGCUGUUGACAAUUGGAUUGAUCGUAUCAACACGAGAGCAAACUCUAAUGAAUCUCUAUAUCAAUUGUUCAAUCAAGAAUAUCGUUCUUUGAUCGGCAUCGACGUUGUUCGAAAAAAAAUUCAAGAUCUAUGGUCACAGGCAUUUCGUAAUGCUAUUCCGGAGUUAUUGCAAACAGUUGACCGACUGAUUCAACAGUCGAAUCUGAAACACAAAAAAGCCUUGUCUAAUUUAAAACAACAGGAUCCGAAAGCUGUACGAGGCGUUUAUUUAAACUAUAUUGAAGAGUUUCGAAAAACAAUCAGUAACUACGCAGCCUACCGUGCUGAAGUCAAUAAUAUGUUUCCAUUGAAUGAGUACGGUCGAACUUAUGAAGAAAUCGAAAUGGAAUACAAUGAAUGGAAUCGUAAGCAACCUUUAACUUGGCGAGCUUAUCUAUCGUCCGAACAAUUGAAACAAAUUCCGGGUAAAAAAGAAUUGGAAGCACUUAACUCACGCUAUGUGGGCGCUUACCAUUUUGGACGCUUGCAAGAGGUGUUUUCAUAUAUGGUUCGAUCACAUGGUACUUUGGAUCGUGAGUCUGAUUGGUUUGAAUCAUCUCAGUCGUUACUGUAUGGUGUAAUCAGUGAUAACAAAAAUACGGAAAAAGCUAUACGUGAAUCAAUUUUUACUCUAAUUCGCGAAACUUUUCUUAUUGGAGUCUGUUGGCUAACACAGAUGUAUGCAUUUCUGACGGACCAUUUUUCCAGUCAUGUCAAAUCAGCGUUACUAGACAGGAAAUUUCCAGAUCUACAGGAUCACGUCAAAUUCUUAAGUUUAGUCGAUCUCGAAUAUCACGGAGUAACACGAACAUUUAUUCGAAACGCUGUAACAGCAAUCAGACAAGAGCGAUAUCUUCGAAUGGUUUAUGUUACUUAUGAUCUUUGUGAAACAUUGAAAAAGCUUGUCAAGUCAUUUUCAUCCAUGGCCAACACCAUCGAAAACAAUCACGACAAUGAUAAUGCUGAUGAUGAUCAAGACAAUGAAAGAUUGGGAGAACAGAUUCUGAAUUCUGCGAAGGACGCAGUGUCAAAAAUAGUGACUGGCACCAAUCCAGGUAUGGCUAUUGCUACUUCAGUCGCGUCACAUUUAUGUGCAGAUAAAACUUCAAAGACAAACGGCUAUGUACAACCACGUGAUAAGGUUGCUCAUUUAUAUUUAACAAUACAAAUUCAAGGAUACAAAUCCAAAUCUAUUGAAAAUUCUUUGCAAAAUCGUUUACAACAUAUGUCUGACAGAAAUGUCGCUCGCAUGGCAAAUAUUAAUAUCAAACGUAGUCGCCAAGAAGUCUUUGAUGCUCGAGAAGAGGUCGAUCAACUGGAAGAAACGCGUGACAGCAUAGAAAACGUGAAAUCUCUGCUCGACAAUGAAUAUAUGAACGGCAAACGAUUGAAUGCGAAUAGUGAUAAGAAUAGACGCAUUCGAGUAGUCGUUGCAAAUAAACGCGAUAGAGAAUUGCACGAUAUUGAGAAAAAAUUAAAGAUACAGGAACGCCACAAGAGAAAAACCAAGCAAAACACGCAGCAUCAAGUCGAUGAUCAAGUGUCAACAUUCGAUACAAUCGAGAAUGACAAAGAAUUUUCCAUCGAGUCUGAUUUGGAUGAAGAUAGUAUGAGUGAAAAUGAAGAUGAACAUGAACUGAUGCAAUAUGAUGACAAAACGUCGAGUGAAACAUACUUGCUGGGCAUUUUCCGAGCACAUGAUGAAGAAGAUCUUCGACUUGGCUUUCUCGAAGGUGACUCGUUAGAUGCCGAUGUGGAAUUUGUCCAACAACGUCAGCAGCAACAAGAGAAUGAACGAUCAUCUGUAGCGUCUAAUAUUAAAAUGAAUAUCCAGACAACGAAUCAGAUUUCAGAAGAACACAUCACACCUUCUCUUCCGCCAUCCAGCUCAGUGUCUUCAGAGCACGCUGUUGUCUCCACUACUGUUGCAGCCAAUGAUAACGAAGCUCCUACAGAAGUAACAACAAGCCAGGUUGUCACGGAGGGUACGUUGAUUCACACUGGUAGUGUUUUAAGUGAGCUUGAUAGUGCGAUUUAG
Molecule: messenger RNA, 3033 nt
Organism: Adineta ricciae
Lineage: Eukaryota; Metazoa; Rotifera; Eurotatoria; Adinetida; Adinetidae
Source: the annotation of a GenBank genome assembly